AUGGCCGGUUCAAUCAGUUGGAGUCGUGAAAAGGAGGAAGUUGCCUGGUCCGUCGGAACGAAGUUUGUAUUGGACGAGGACAAUAAACAUUUUAUCAAGACCAAACUAGAUCACUUGUCACGAAUCAGUCUAUCCUUGACCACCUAUUUCACCAAAGAUUUGCAGUUCACUUUAUGCGGUAUGUUCAACGGUCCGGAAAUGCCACAGCUUGGUCUGGGCUUGGAACUGGAAUGUUGA
Messenger RNA from Echinostoma caproni, 237 nucleotides. The record is from the annotation of a GenBank genome assembly. Lineage: Eukaryota; Metazoa; Platyhelminthes; Trematoda; Plagiorchiida; Echinostomatidae.